UGACAGAGGCUUAUAAUGGUGUAAAAUACUGCCCUCUAAAACCCUAACUAAAACCUCCAGUAUCUGAAACUCUGCUCCAUUGCCACAACGAACCAAAGAGCGAAAUGGGCCAAGUGGCGAGCAGAUCCAGCAGUGCCUACCUCCUCCGAACAACAGCCGCUCGCCGUUGGCUUUCGGCAGAAGCGAAGGCGUUGCCGGCGGAAUCCGCUGCGGCGACAAUUUCUACUCCAAAUGAAGAAGGGACUGUGGGCGGACAUGGAAUUGCGAAUAUCACAACCGCAGCUAAGAACAAAGGCAACAUCGUUGAGGCUCUCGAUAAAGCCGUCAACAAUGGUAUUCCCAUCAAGAAAUGGCGUAUCAUUACACCAAUCAACCAAUUUCGCCGCGACAAGAACUACCAAGCGGCUCUCCAGCUGUCUGAAUGGAUGGAGAGCAAAACAUCCCUUAUAAAUAAUGCUGACCGUGCUGUACGGAUAGAGCUUCUUGCCAAGUCCAAGAACUUGGAUUCUGCAGAAGAGUACUUCAACGGCCUGCAAGAUUCUGAGAAAACUACUAGAACGUAUGGUGCACUUCUAAACUGCUACUGUGCGAAGAAACAUUUGGAAAAGGCUUCUGAACUUUUCGAGAAGAUGAAGGAAGUGAAUGCUAUAUCUACUCUAAAUUAUAACAAUAUGAUAUCUCUUUAUUUACAGACUGGUCAGCCCGAGAAAGUUGUUGCACUCGUGCAAGAAAUGGAAGAAAAUAAAAUUGAUCGAGAUUCAUAUACUUGCAAUCAGUUGAUAAACAGCUAUGGCAUGCUGAAGGAUAUAGAUGCAGCUGAGGGUGUCCUUGAGAAGAUGAAAGCUGAUAAUAUAAAAACCGACUCUUUCACUUAUGGAAAUCUAGCAACCAUUUUAUUCAAAGCAGGGCUUCUUGACAAGGCCCAGUCUGUGCUUGAAAAGAUGGAGGAAAUGAAAAAUGGUCGAGAGGAACUCCGUACCCUAAUUACAUUGUAUGGCCAGAUUUCUAAUCCGUCAGGCGUUUAUCGGGUGUGGGAAUCUUUAAAGUCAGCAUUCCCGAAACCAAGUAAUAAAAGCUAUCUCAUCAUGCUCUUGGCUCUCUCCAAAUUGGGGGAUUUCGAGAACCUUGAAAAAUAUUUUCGUGAGUGGGAAUCAGAGAAUAAGUUGUAUGAUAUGAGGAUCUCUAAUGUGCUUCUGGACUCAUACCUAAGGCGAGACAUGAUUGGGGAAGCUGAGUUGCUGUAUAACAGUGUUCUGAAAAGAGGUGCUCAACCCGGUUUGAGGACACUGGAGCUACUCACUAGCUUCUACGUAAAAAAUUCUCAAUUCGAUUUGGCUCUCAAGUAUUUGGAGAUGGGUGCAAGCCAGGCAGCUAAGUCGAAAAAGAAGUGGGUUCUUCCAAAUGAAACAGUCGAGGGUUUUCUUAAAUAUUUUGAGGAAAACAGAGAAGCUGAUGCAACCGAGAAGUACUAUGAGAGCUUGAAAAGGGUUAGUUGUCCUGACUCGACCCUAUAUGAUUGUAUGCUUUCCUUUAACAUUGUAGACCAGAAAGCACAAGCAUAGGUCUCCAUGAGUGAAAGAUGGAGGCCAGGUACCUUGUGGUCUGAUGGCAUCACUGUUAUCCAUUCCAAACAGAAGGUUAAGAUGGAGACUAAACACAAACUAUGCUACAGUCUAGAUGUUUGUACGCAUUUUGCAUCAAAAUAUGAGAUUCAUGUGCACCUGGCUACUCUCAUGAUCUCUCAUCAUUUGUAAUGUUAUGAAUGAAUUGUCAUUCUCAUUUCUGUUUGGUUUAAACAAGAAUUUGUAUGAAUGAUAUUGAUGGUUAGAAUUCACCUGAUGGUUUGUAGCAAA
Ipomoea nil (Japanese morning glory) is the source of this 1853-nucleotide messenger RNA. Its product is annotated as pentatricopeptide repeat-containing protein At4g01990, mitochondrial-like. Lineage: Eukaryota; Viridiplantae; Streptophyta; Magnoliopsida; Solanales; Convolvulaceae. The transcript is spliced from 2 exons. Bases 105 to 1562 code for a protein of 485 amino acids. Gene Ontology annotation, molecular function: protein binding. The record is from RefSeq and is a predicted model, not a curated record. Gene Ontology annotation, cellular component: mitochondrion.